Grammomys surdaster is the source of this 984-nucleotide messenger RNA. RefSeq names its product olfactory receptor 6C4-like. Gene Ontology annotation, cellular component: membrane. Gene Ontology annotation, molecular function: G protein-coupled receptor activity; olfactory receptor activity. The coding region runs from base 1 to 984 and encodes 327 amino acids. The record is from RefSeq and is a predicted model, not a curated record. The transcript has a single exon. NCBI's taxonomy places the organism in Eukaryota, Metazoa, Chordata, Mammalia, Rodentia, Muridae. Gene Ontology annotation, biological process: G protein-coupled receptor signaling pathway.
AUGGAACAGCUGACAGCAGAGGAAACAAGCAAUGGGACAGCCAUCCAGGAGUUUAUCCUUGAGGGGUUCCCUGUGGCCAAGCACCUGAGGAUCCUCUUCUUCCUAGUGCACUUGCUGGCCUACUUGGCUUCCCUCAUGGGCAACAUGCUCAUAAUUACCAUCACCUGCAAGGACCACCGGUUACAGACACCCAUGUACUUCUUCCUCAGCUCGUUCUCCUUUGUGGAGUGUGGUUUUAUCACUACAGUUAUCCCCCAACUGCUCACCAUCUUUCUGUCAGGGAAGCAAAGGAUUUCCUUUGUGGCCUGCUUCACACAGGCCUUUGUCUUUCUUUUUCUCGGGGCAACUGUGUUUUUCCUUAUGGCUCUUCUGUCUCUGGACCGGUAUCUGGCCAUCUGCAAACCUUUACAUUAUCCAACCAUCAUGAGCCCAAGGAGGUGCUUCUUUCUCGUUACUGUCUGUUUAGUGUUGGGUUUCCUCUUCAUGGCUGGUCCAGUUGUGAUGCUUUCCCAGUCAUUUUACUGUGGCCCCAAUGUCAUUCCUCAUUUUUUCUGUGAUUUUGGACCCCUGGCAAGUCUCUCCUGUUCAGAAACCAGGUCUAUUGAGAUGCUGUUUUUUAACCUUGCUUUAAUUGUGCUUUUUACUUCCCUUGUGAUAGCCAUCUUUGCAUACAGCAAUAUAGUGGUCACAAUAGUGCACCUCCCUUCAGCCAGGGAGAGACAGAGAGCUUUUUCCACCUGUUCCUCUCAUCUCAUCGUCCUCUCUCUAAUGUAUGGCAGCUGUGUGUUUAUAUACAUGAAGCCAAAGCAGACAAGCAGGCUGGACACCAACAGAGAGGCUGCUCUUGUGAACACAGUAGUGACACCCCUUCUGAACCCCGUCAUCUACACCCUGCGCAACAAGCAGGUCCACCAGGCUCUGAGGGAUGCACUGUCCAGGGUUCGACUACACGGAAAUCAGAGGAGGAAAGCACCUUCCCUUUGA